Molecule: messenger RNA, 1182 nt
Organism: Dentiscutata erythropus
Lineage: Eukaryota; Fungi; Glomeromycota; Glomeromycetes; Diversisporales; Gigasporaceae
Source: the annotation of a GenBank genome assembly
AUGUCAUCAAAGGCUCUUAAGAUAGCUUUCGUACAUCCCGAUCUCGGUAUCGGUGGGGCAGAACGUCUCGUGGUUGAUGCUGCUACUGGUUUAAAAUCAAAAGGUCACAAAGUAGUUAUUUAUACUUCUCAUCAUGAUCGUGAACAUUGUUUUGAAGAAACUAGAGAUGGUUCACUUGAAGUUAGAGUACGUGGAAAUAGUAUUAUUCCACGUACCUUUUUUGGAUCAUUUUACAUAAUAUGUGCAAUUUUACGACAAUUACAUCUUACCACUUCCUUGAUUUUGAGAGAUAAAGAUCAAUUCGAUGUUAUAUUUGUUGAUCAAUUAUCCGCUAGCAUUCCACUUUUAAGAUUGACUGGUGCAAAAGUUCCUCAAGUUCUUUAUCCUGGAAUACAUUUUGAAGCAUAUGAUAAAAAAGUAGAUGUUGAUGAUAUCAAUAUUAAGAUUUUAGAAAGCUCAAAAAUGACAAUUUUAUCAAUUAAUCGUUUUGAAAGAAAAAAAAGUAUUGUGCUUGCCAUACGUGCUUUUGCAAGGUUACGAGAUGAUAAUAUGAUAUCAGAGGAACAAUUCCUAAAUAUGCGUUUGAUCAUUGCCGGUGGUUAUGAUCAUCGUGUGCAAGAGAAUGUGGAUCAUCAUAAAGAGUUGGAUCGUGUGGCUUUACGAUUGGAACUCCAAACUUUUACAAUUAUGCCUGGUUCGACAAAAUAUCCACCAGAAUCAGCGCAAAUAAUAUUUUUAUGUUCCUUUAAUGAAGCGCAAAGGACAUAUCUUUUAUCAAAAUCACAUUGUCUUUUAUACACUCCAUCAAAUGAACAUUUUGGAAUUGUGCCCAUAGAGGCUAUGUAUGCUCGUUUACCUGUGAUCGCAUGUAAGAGUGGUGGGCCAAGAGAAACUAUUCAAAAUGAUAUAACGGGUGUUUUAUGUUCGCCUACACCUUUAGAGUUUUCAGAGGCGAUUGCUGAAUUUAUUUCGGGUAAACAUGAUCGAAAAGUUAUGGGCGAACAUGGGAGAGAGCACGCACAAAAAAAUUUUUCUCUGACCAAAUUUGUCAAUUCUCUUGAUCUUAUUUUAAUGAAGUUAGUACAAGACUCUCCGAGACCAAAACCAUUACAAGGUCCUUUGAUAUGGUUUUCUACUGCUAUUACUUUAUUUGUAUUUUUAAUAUAUCAAUACAGUUAUUAA